CGGCGGCGGCGGCGGAGGCGUGGGAGCUGGAGAAGUUUGGGAGGUCGCAGGCAGUGCUGGGAUCCCCAGCCAGGCUAAAGCCUUGAGGACGAGGGGGCAAGCGGCCCCCUCACGGACGCUCCCCGGCCCUCGGCCGUCGUCUGGCAUCCUCUCGCUUGGAAGUUUAAGCUUCUAAAAUGUCAUCUAUCAAGCACCUUGUUUAUGCAGUGAUUCGGUUCUUGCGGGAACAAAGUCAGAUGGAUACAUAUACUUCUGAUGAACAAGAAAGUUUGGAAGUUGCAAUUCAGUGCUUGGAGACAGUUUUUAAAAUCAGCCCAGAAGAUACACACCUGGCAGUUUCACAGCCUUUGACAGAAUUGUUCACCAAUUCCAUCCAUAAGAAUGACAUUUUGCCCCUCUCCAUCUCAGUUCCUGAAGAUGUGGGGAAAGCUGAUCAAUUAAAAGACGAAGGCAAUAACCAUAUGAAAGAAGAAAAUUAUGCAGCUGCAGUGGAUUGUUAUACGCAAGCCAUAGAACUGGAUCCCAAUAAUGCAGUUUACUACUGCAACAGGGCUGCUGCCCAAAGCAAAUUAAGUCAUUACACUGAUGCAAUAAAGGACUGUGAAAAAGCAAUAGCAAUUGAUUCUAAGUACAGCAAGGCCUAUGGGAGGAUGGGGCUGGCCCUCACCGCCAUGAAUAAAUUUGAAGAAGCAGUUACAAGUUAUCAAAAGGCUUUAGAUCUUGAUCCUGAAAAUGAUUCUUAUAAAUCAAAUUUGAAAAUAGCAGAACAGAAGCUAAGAGAGGUAUCUAGUCCUACAGGAACUGGAUUGAGCUUUGACAUGGCUAGCUUGAUAAAUAAUCCAGCUUUCAUUAGUAUGGCAGCAAGUUUAAUGCAGAACCCUCAAGUCCAGCAGCUGAUGUCAGGAAUGAUGACAAAUGCUAUUGGAGGUCCUGCUGCUGGAGUUGGGGGCUUAACUGACUUGUCUAGCCUCAUCCAAGCGGGACAACAGUUCGCUCAGCAGAUACAACAACAGAACCCUGAACUUAUAGAGCAACUGAGGAAUCACAUCCGGAGCAGAUCAUUCAGCAGCAGCACAGAAGAACAUUCCUGAUUUGACCAGGGACUCUAGUCCUCAAACAAAAGGUUUAUGACUCUGAAGUAUCCACUGUAGAUAGUGUAGCCAAAAACAACAAAAAGCACCAUAUCUGACGUUUGAAAAUAAUAGAGGAAAACCUCUUGUGUAUAUUCUUAAAGAAUAUAUCUGUUUAGACAUUAGUUUUAACACAAAUAGACUUGAACAUUACGUGACUCUUUUGCGAAGAAAAUGAUCAACAGAUGUGUUAAGUGCUAAUACAGUACUGGGACAAGGGUCCAUUCAUUUUCCAACUUUUACCAUCAUAUUUGUAUAUUAGACUUCAUAUGGGAAUAUAUUUAUUGAACAGCAGGGCUAUUUAUUGGUAAGUUGUUUAGCUCCAGAUUCCCUUUGGCAAAGUUUUUUGAGAGGACAAUGACUUAAGUAGAAAGGUUUUUUUUGUGUGGGGGUUUAAAGAAAAAUAGUUGGCACAGAGUAUGUCAGGAAAGAAGCUUAUGAUCCAAAUUUAGAUAUGCUCCGUGCUGCCAGUAUUGAAUGCAUUUCACAGGUGUCAGUACUGUCAUUAAUGCUGUUUAUUCUGAUGACAGCGAAUCCUAAGAGCUAGUGGAAAGCAGCAUUGGUAGAGAUAUGUUUUGAAGAG
This is a messenger RNA of Dipodomys spectabilis (banner-tailed kangaroo rat), 1713 nucleotides long. RefSeq names its product small glutamine rich tetratricopeptide repeat co-chaperone beta (gene Sgtb). Gene Ontology annotation, cellular component: membrane; TRC complex. Lineage: Eukaryota; Metazoa; Chordata; Mammalia; Rodentia; Heteromyidae. The record is from RefSeq and is a predicted model, not a curated record. Gene Ontology annotation, molecular function: protein binding; molecular adaptor activity. Gene Ontology annotation, biological process: post-translational protein targeting to endoplasmic reticulum membrane. The transcript is spliced from 11 exons. Bases 177 to 1091 code for a protein of 304 amino acids.